Messenger RNA from Penicillium brevicompactum, 573 nucleotides. Its product is annotated as Mpv17/PMP22 family protein. Bases 1 to 573 code for a protein of 190 amino acids. Gene Ontology annotation, cellular component: cytoplasm; membrane. The record is from RefSeq and is a predicted model, not a curated record. Lineage: Eukaryota; Fungi; Ascomycota; Eurotiomycetes; Eurotiales; Aspergillaceae. The transcript has 3 exons.
AUGGCCGUCCCACCCAUUGCAAAGGCUACCUUACAGGCGGCGCUGAUCAGUGCUGGUUCCAACGUUUUGGCCCAGGGUAUCAAAUCAUAUCGAGCCGAUAGGUCUGAUUUGCGGAACCAGAUCCCCUUUGAACUUGACGUUGAGUCUCUAACUCAGUUCGCCACGUGCGCCAUCGUGAUCUCUCCUUUGGGUUAUCUGUGGCUUGGAGGGCUGGAAGCCUGGUUCCCUGGUCGGGAGUCAAAGGGAGAGAAAGGAAAAGGCGGACAAAGCACCUCGGAGCCUAGUUUGAAUGCCACAAACACGGUCGCAAAGAUCGUGAUUGAUCAGACUAUUGGUGGUGCUUGGAACACGGUUCUUUUCAUCACUACUAUGGGCAUGUUGCGCGGGAUGGGAUACGACGCUAUCCUUGCGGAAAUUCAGGAGGACUUUUGGUCAAUCAUGUUUGCUGGGUUGAAAUUCUGGCCUUUGGUAUCGAUUCUCAAUUUCGCCGUGGUGCCCGCUAACAGACGGAUGCUGGUCGGAAACCUUUUUGGUGUCCUGUGGGGGAUCUAUCUUAGCCUAUUGUCUGGGUGA